Dermatophagoides farinae (American house dust mite) is the source of this 2811-nucleotide messenger RNA. RefSeq names its product Nucleostemin 4 (gene Ns4). Lineage: Eukaryota; Metazoa; Arthropoda; Arachnida; Sarcoptiformes; Pyroglyphidae. The record is from RefSeq and is a predicted model, not a curated record. Gene Ontology annotation, molecular function: GTP binding; GTPase activity.
GUUGAUGUUUGAUUUUGUGAUUAUGUUGAUCAGGUAGCUCGGUUAAAAUAAAAAAAAAUCCUGAUAUCGAUAACUACGACGACAUUUUUGUCUUUGGUUUUUGUCCUAUUUGUUCGAUUUAAUUAUACCCGACAAUAUCGAUUGCCGAUCUAUUUGUGUCAGUGAAAAAAAUUUUUUUUUUCGUUUUCAAUCAAAAUAAAAUUUGAUUCAUGAAAAAAACAUGCCACAAGGAAGACGUAAAGUACCAUUUUCAAAUAAACAGAAAAAAGCACAACUUCAAGCAAAACGUGAGAAAAAGAAUCGUCAAUUAACGACAACACAAUUAAGACGUCCAUUCGUUAGUGAUGAUGGUGAUAUUGAAGAUGAAUUGGAUGAUGAAACUUUUGGUGGUACUAUAGAUGUAAAUGACCAUUUUAGUCCAAAUCAAUCAUCAGGUACAAGUAACAACAACAACAACAAUAAUAAUAAUAAUGUUGAAUCCAAUACAUCAACAUCGAACGAUAAUAUGACUGAUCCGAAAUUUUUAUUGAAUCGAAUAAAUGCGAUAAAUACACAACGACAUUUAAGUACGACCAGUGAUGUCAAUCGUUAUGCAUUACAAUUUUUCAAUGAAACUGAUCAGGAAAUACGUGAACGUAAAGAACGUGCACAACGACCCUUACCACCAUUGGAUGAAUCGAAAGCAUUGGUCUGUUCGGUAGAGGACAUGUUUGGUGAACAAUCAUCAUUAUCAAAUGAUAUUCCUGUUACGGAUCUUGAUAUGCCUAAACGGCCACCAUGGUCAUCAACAAUGACAGUCGAUGAAUUAUAUCGUAAAGAAAAUGAAUAUUUCUUAUCAUAUUUAACGGAAAUAUUUUCCAAAAGUCGUACAUUGGAUAAACCAAUAAGCUAUUUUGAUAUGAAUCUGGAAACAUGGCGUCAGCUAUGGCGUGUGAUUGAAAUGUCUGAUAUAAUUCUAUUGGUGGCCGAUAUUCGUCAUCCAAUAUUUCAUUUUCCACCAUCAUUAUAUCAUUAUGUUGUCGAUGAACUUGGUAAAGAUAUGAUACUCGUAUUGAACAAAAUUGAUUUAGUUGAUGCCGAAUUGGUGCUUGCGUGGCAUGAAUAUCUGAAAAAUCGUUUUCCAAGGCUAAAUAUUUUAGAAUUUGCUUCAUAUGCUGGCAUGAAAGUACGUGCAUCAUCUGGUAAACGAGUGGGAAAACUUCGAAUGGCUGUUCGUGGUGCAUUAGCAUUACAAGAAAUGGUAGCCAAAAUCGUUGGUGAUCAAGCCGAUCUAAAUUCUUGGCGCCGAAAAAUCGAAUCCGAACUACAUGAAUGUGAGAAUGUUUCAUUGGAUGAUGAUUCUUCAUAUUAUGAAUCUGAAGACGAUGAUGACGAUGGUAAACAUUAUGGUAAAAAGAAUCAAGGUGCUAAAAAAGCUGGAGUGGAAAAAUUGGCUGGAACCAUCGUAAUGGAAAAAGCGGAUAGUUCAUAUUAUCGUCAAGAUCAACGAUUCAAAGAUGGUAUCGUCACUAUUGGUUGUGUUGGUCAUCCGAAUGUAGGAAAAUCAUCGUUGAUGAAUGCAUUGUAUGGUAAAAAAGUUGUCAGCGUUUCGCGAACACCGGGUCAUACGAAACAUUUUCAAACGAUAUUUCUCACCGAUAAAGUACGACUCUGUGAUUGUCCCGGUUUAGUUUUUCCAUCACGUGCACCAAAAGAACUACAAGUUUUGAUGGGUUGUUAUCCAAUUUCUCAAUUACGUGAACCAUAUACAGCUGUCGGUUAUAUGGCUCAACGUAUUAAUCUUGUACGUUUAUUACGGCUACAACAUCCAGAUGGUGAUACUGAAAAUAUUUGGUCCGCUUAUGAUAUAUGUGAAGGUUGGGCCGAAAAACGUGGUUUCCGUACUGCCCGAACCAAUCGACCUGAUAUAUAUCGUGCCGCUAAUAGUCUACUUCGUAUUGCAUUAGAUGGCCGUACAAUUUGUCUGGCAUUUCAACCGGCCAUCUAUCAAGAACAUGGAAAAGAUUAUUGGUCAUUACAUCAAGAUAAAGAAAAAAUUGAAGCCAUACAAAAUCUAAAAUUUGUUGUAGAAGAACAAUAUAAUAAAAAUCUAAAUCGUGGUACACAUGGACAAGGUUAUGUUGAUAGUCAUGCAUCAAGUGUUGAAGCCGAUGUCGAUGAUGAUGAUGAUUCCGGUGAUAUCAUAUCGACAGCUAGUAAAUUUGUUUUACUUGAAGUUGAUGAUGUUGAAGCUGAAUGAAUAAUAAUAAAUAAAUUUGAUAAAUCAUCAUCAUCAUCAUCAAUCAAUCAAUAAUUUUGAAUUAAGAUAAAAAAUGUUGAUAGAUUUUUUUUUCUAUUACUGUAAAGUCAGAGAAUAAAAAGUUGUAGACAAAAAAAAAAUUCGAAAUAUCACAACAUUUAUGUACGUGCUAUAUGAUUGACUAUUGUAACACUACUUCCUUGAUUAUGUGUUUAUCGAUCGAUCGAUCACAUUCGAGUCAUACUCAUACACAACACACCCAAAACAUUUGAAAUGAUGCUCAUAUACACACACACACAUUCUAUUCGAAUUCUAUUGUAAUUUUGUAAUACCUUAUUUCUCGUCGUAAUGGCUGCUAAUAUUCAUCAUCAUUAUCAUCAUUCAUAUAAUUUGUUUAUUUUUAUUUCAUUGAUUAAUGAUUGAUUUAUUGAUUGAUUGGUGAUGAUGAUUGAGAAGAAAAAAAACAAUGUUUUUGUGAACACACCGACAUGUCUAGAAAUAUGUGUCUCCCUCUAUAUAAUCUAAUUAUUAUUAUAGUUGAAUAUAUAAUUAAAGAGAUGAUAAUUUAAAAA